Molecule: messenger RNA, 1668 nt
Organism: Medioppia subpectinata
Lineage: Eukaryota; Metazoa; Arthropoda; Arachnida; Sarcoptiformes; Oppiidae
Source: the annotation of a GenBank genome assembly
AUGCGGUUUGAAGUUAAGAUCUUAAUGAUAAUAAUAAUAAUUUCUAAGCAAAAGUCAAACUAUUUUGACGAUAAUUUUCAAAAGUUGUCACAUAUAGGGAGGGGUGGGUUCGGAGAGGUAUAUCACGUGAAGCAUAUGAUUGAAGGGGAAGAAUAUGCAGUAAAAAUUGUCAAGUACCUAGACAUCUAUAAUGACCGCAAACGACAGGAAAUCCUAAAAGAGGUCCAAAAUUUAGUAAAACUUCGCUCAGAAUAUGUCGUCAAUUAUCGCAACUCAUGGCGUGAAGACAAUCAUCUGUACAUUCAAAUGGAUUAUUACGAACAAAAUCUACAGACAAUUAUCGAUAAUAAGCACAUUGUGUUUGGGAGACAACCGGAAGAACCGAUGAAAAUAUACGAGUAUUUCAUUUCUUGUGAAAUAUUUAAAGAACUGUUAGAAAGUGUUAAGUAUUUACACGACUCGUGUCCACCGGUUAUCCAUCGGGAUCUCAAACCGUCAAAUGUUUUGAUUUCACAAAAUAAUAGUCGGUUUUUAAAACUUUGUGACUUCGGUUCCGCCACUCUCCAUACCAUGUCAUCCAUGAGUCACACCUCUAAUAUUGGUUCUGCACAGUAUAUGGCACUCGAGCUAAAUCAAUCCCGAUAUACCAUUAUGGUUGACAUCUAUAGCCUGGGAGUGAUUGCAUUACAUUUGUUUGAUUUAUUUAAUAUAUUAACUAAUGAUAAUCCAAUGGAAAUCUAUAAUUCAACCAUAUUUUCAGCCAAUUUUAAAAAAUUAUUUGAAAUCAUUGGCCAAAUGUCUCAUUCAGUUGUAAUCAAUCGACCGACCAGUGGUCGAGUACUCGAUGACUACAACCUGUGGUCAUCAUCGAAUCGUCUCAGGAGUGAAACGAAUGGAUACGAAGGAGAAACUAAUGGUUGUGCCGACGAUGUGGUCAAACCUCAAACCAAUAAACCUCAAUUAUUAACUGUUACUACGAUGUCCGGCAAAGUGAUGUUGAGUCCAGUUAUUACUCCCGACAAAUUCAUUGAAGUGGCAGAUUUGCAUAUCGACUUGCGCAUAGCUAUAAGACAAGUGGACAGCAAUGGAGUAAAAAGUUAUGUUCAGCUCAAGAAUUCUGAGUCAACCGAUGGGAAGACAUUUGUGGCCCUCUUUGAUGACAAUGACAUUGAUUUCGAGAUUGAGGUCUACAACCGAUCGGGCGUUAAAAAUAUGGCCUUAUAUUUAACUUAUGGCAAGAAAUACGGGUACGUUAUCACUAAAAGAGAACGUAAUGUAUUGACAGCACUGGAAGAAUGUGGACAUCACUUGCGUUUUCUGAGCCCAAACUUAGCGAUGGCUCAACUGGUGAUCGAUUUGGUGUCCAAAGAAGGUGUGGACCGAAAGAGAGCUGAAAUGGGAUUCGGUCGCAGAGGUGUUGUCGGGUUCAGCUAUAAGACUGACGAACACUUCAAAUCGUAUAGCGGUUUCGAAGUCGACGACAACUAUUAUAUCGAACCGUUUACCAUUGAAUUCAGACUUAAAAACGUAGCCCCGGCGCCACUUAGAAGUCAGGCGAAUUUUGACAAACGCGGCGCCGACACCACCGCUCAAGACAGUCGCCUCUCCGCCCUUUCCAUCCUUACGCGAGUCGAUCACAGCUACGGCCGAAAUAAUUGCUUUAUUUAG